This is a messenger RNA of Aspergillus novofumigatus IBT 16806, 426 nucleotides long. RefSeq lists its product as uncharacterized. The coding region runs from base 1 to 426 and encodes 141 amino acids. NCBI's taxonomy places the organism in Eukaryota, Fungi, Ascomycota, Eurotiomycetes, Eurotiales, Aspergillaceae. The transcript has 4 exons. The record is from RefSeq and is a predicted model, not a curated record.
AUGUUUUCCAAGUCUCUGAUCACCGUGCUUCUCGGCGCCACACUUGCGCUGGCUACCCUCGACCCAGCAACCUCCAACACCAAGGGCAAAUGCCCUACCGCAAAGACCUCCAAGGCAAUCCAGGCCGCGGAAUGUUCCCACAACACGCGGACAUCCAAAACACAAACCUUUGCCGUCUUCGUCACCGAUCACCAGUAUGACUCCGCCCAUGGAGCUCCCUACGGAACCUGCAAGGCGUACACCUGCACCGCACCCACUGCCUCGCAGAUGACCGAUGUCGAUGAGGAUUGCUGGACGUUCUUCUGGAAUAACAAUGGAGAGUCUUCUGGCGUCGGCACCGGUUGCAUUAAGAGCCCUGAUGAUGGUACCUGCGGCUGCGAGAACUCGGACGGCACUUUUGUUUACGGUGGGACCAAUUGCUCUUAG